AUGGCGGCGUCCGCGUCCGGCGAGCUGGUGGUAGCCUGGGACACCGUGAGCGCCGGGCUCGUGCCGCCGGCCGCGCUGGGACUGGCGUCCCCUCGGCCCGGCGGGCUUGUGCUGCGAAAGGAGGAGGAGCUCCGCGCGGCGGUGGAAGUGCUGCGGGCCCACGGGCUGCACUCGGUCCUGGAGGAGUGGUUCGUCGAGGUGCUGCAGAACGACCUGCAAGCCCACAUCGCCCCCGACUUCUGGAACGCCGUCUCGCAGCACGAAGCCUGCGCCGACGAGCCCCAGUGUCUGCUGCUGCUUCUCGACGCCUUCGGCCUGCUCGAGAGCCGCCUGGAUCCCUACCUGCAGAGCCUGGAACUCCUGGAGAAAUGGACCCGCCUCGGCCUGCUCAUGGGCACCGGCGCCCAGGGGCUGCGGGAGAAGGUGCACACCACGCUGCGGGCUGUCCUGUUCUUCUCCACGCCCAGGCCCUUCCAGGACAUGGUCCAGCGGCUCUACGGGCGUUUUCUGAGAGUCUACAUGCAGAGUAAGAGGAAAGGAGAGGGGGGCACCGACCCGGAGCUGGAAGGGGACCUAGACAGUAGGUACGCCCGCCGCCGGUACUACCGGCUUCUGCAGAGCCCCUUGUGUGCCGGGUGCGGGAGUGACAAGCAGCGCUGCUGGUGCCGUCAAGCCCUGGAGCAGUUCCACCAGCUCAGCCAGACCCUACACAGGCUCAGUCUGCUGGAACGGGUCAGCGCUGAGGCCGUGACCGCCACCCUGCACCAGGUGACUCGGGAGCGGAUGGAGGACCGUUGCCGUGGCGAGUAUGAGCGCUCCUUCCUCCGAGAGUUCCACAAGUGGAUCGAAAGGGUGGUUGGCUGGCUGGGGAAAGUGUUCCUACAGGACAGCCCAUCCAGGCCUGCCAUGCCUGAGGCUGGGAGCACACUACGCCGGUGGCGCUGCCACGUGCAGAGGUUCUUGUACCAUGUCUACGCUGGCCUGCGCAUUGAAGAGCUCUUCAGCAUCAUUCGAGACUUCCCUGACUCCCGGCCAGCCAUUGAAGACCUGAAGUACUGCCUGGAGAGAACAGACCAGCGGCAGCAGUUGCUGCUUUCGCUCAAGGCGGCACUGGAGACUCGCCUCCUGCACCCAGGUGUCAAUACGUGUGACAUCAUCACCUUGUACAUAUCUGCCAUCAAAGCCCUGCGUGUACUAGAUCCCUCCAUGGUCAUCCUGGAGGUGGCGUGUGAGCCCAUCCGACGGUACCUGCGGACCCGGGAAGAUACCGUGCGACAGAUCGUGGCUGGGUUGACUGGGGACUCAGACGGGACAGGCGACUUGGCAGUGGAGCUGUCCAAGACAGACCCAGCCAGCUUGGACACUGGUCAGGAUAGUGAGGAUGACUCUGGCGAGCCUGAGGACUGGGUGCCUGAUCCCGUGGAUGCCGACCCAGGGAAGUCCAGUUCUAAGCGGCGUUCCUCGGACAUCAUCAGCUUGCUGGUUAGCAUCUACGGCAGUAAGGACCUCUUCAUCAAUGAGUACCGUUCCCUGCUGGCUGACCGCCUUCUGCACCAAUUCAGCUUCAGCCCGGAGCGGGAGAUCCGCAACGUGGAGCUGCUGAAGCUGCGCUUUGGGGAGGCCCCAAUGCACUUCUGUGAAGUUAUGUUGAAGGACAUGGCUGACUCGCGCCGCAUCAAUGCCAACAUACGUGAGGAGGACGAGAAACGUCCGGCUGAGGAGCAGCCACCGUUUGGGGUCUAUGCGGUCAUCCUCUCCAGCGAGUUCUGGCCCCCCUUCAAGGAGGAGAAGCUUGAGGUCCCCAAGGACAUCCGGGAGGCCCUGGACGUGUAUUGCAAGAAGUAUGAGAAGCUGAAGGCCAUGCGCACGCUUAGCUGGAAACACACGCUGGGGCUUGUGACCAUGGACGUGGAGCUGGCUGAUCGCACACUCUCAGUGGCUGUGACCCCUGUGCAGGCUGUGGUCUUGCUCUACUUCCAGGACCAAGCCAGCUGGACCCUGGAGGAACUGAGCAAGGUGGUGAAGAUGCCAGUGGCCCAGCUGCGGCGCCGCAUGUCGGUGUGGCUGCAGCAGGGCGUGCUGCGGGAGGGCCCAGCUGGCACCUUCUCAGUGGUCGAGGAGGAGCGGCAGCAGGACCGUGACAGUGUGGUGCUCCCGGACAGUGAUGAUGAGAGCGACUCAGGCAUGGCCUCGCAGGCCGACCAGAAAGAGGAAGAGCUGCUGCUCUUCUGGACUUACAUUCAAGCCAUGCUGACCAACCUGGAGAGCCUAUCCCUGGAGCGCAUCUACAGCAUGCUGCGCAUGUUCGUGGUGAGCGGGCCGGCACUGGCCGACAUCGACCUGCAGGAGCUCCAGGGCUUCCUGCAGAAGAAGGUGCGGGACCAGCAGCUCCUCUAUGCAGGCGGUGUCUACCGCCUGCCCAAGGGCUGUAGCUGAGCCCACCACCCCCAAUAAAG
Suncus etruscus (white-toothed pygmy shrew) is the source of this 2456-nucleotide messenger RNA. It is a transcript of the gene ANAPC2, whose product is annotated as anaphase promoting complex subunit 2. The record is from RefSeq and is a predicted model, not a curated record. Gene Ontology annotation, biological process: ubiquitin-dependent protein catabolic process. The transcript has 13 exons. The coding region runs from base 1 to 2436 and encodes 811 amino acids. NCBI's taxonomy places the organism in Eukaryota, Metazoa, Chordata, Mammalia, Eulipotyphla, Soricidae. Gene Ontology annotation, cellular component: anaphase-promoting complex. Gene Ontology annotation, molecular function: ubiquitin protein ligase binding.